GGAAUGCCUACUUCUUCCCAAUUCAGUUGAGUGUACUCCGUAGACCGCACGCAUCAAACAUCGUGUCCAGGGCGUACGCAGAAUCUUACCGUCUCAUUUGCCUCCAAUUCGUGUUCUCAAGAUGGAAUCCUCUGAUGACAAAGAAUGGGCCUCAAAAUACCUCCUAGACCCUCUGAAUGCGCCUGAACCUUCCCAGGAAGACGGUCCUGGUAACGCUUUCCGUGGCGGUCCUUCUGUCGUCCCAGCCAAGGCACCCACUCCAGGCAGAACAUACUCGGGAAGGAGGCUGUCAAAGAACAAUCCUUACCGCAAAACAUCCAUGUCCGACAUCAACGCAACUGAGGUCAAACGGAGUGUUUCUCUGCACAGCAAUAGCAAUGCCCGGAAAUAUCCUUCUUCUCCUCCCUCUUCCUAUCCGUCUCCGCCGCCAUCCGCGAACACCCCAACCGGGACUUUCUCAUCUCAGUCUCCUCGGUCUCCUAGCCACAGACAAGAAGCAUUUGGGGAGCCCAAGUCGGGUCGUAGAAGAGGCAGCUCGUUGACUGAGCGCUUCCCUGGCGAUAUGUCGCACCGGCCAUUGGAUACAUUGGCAAAACAGAAGCAUGUUGCGGACCGUUCCAGGCACGUCACCAGAAAGCAUCAUAUCCAGCCGGACACGAUUGAUAGUCUGGACAACAGCGGUGGAGCUGCAUGGCACCACGGAGGUCCUUAUGACGCCACAUUGUUCGCCAGGAACAAUUCUGUCAACUCACCAGUGGCAGCACUAUCCCAAUCUAACGCUGAAGCCUUGAAAGCGACGCCCAAGGAGAAGAUCAUCGAUAGUGUUGUUCGUCACCGACCUCUGGAUGGAGUUGCAACCUACGCACCUGGAAAUACCGAUCGCAUGGGUAAUGUGUACAAUUACGAGGAAGGCGACAAUAUGAUGAUCGAGGCCGGACCCGAAGGUGGAGCCUACAAGCGCUGGCCUGGUGUCCAAUAUCUCCCCGAGGAUAUCAAGGGCAAAGGAGAGCCUAGUUACAGUAUUGAGAAGGCUCUCAAAGGCCACCAUAUCCACGACGGAAAGGUUGGAGCCGAUGGAAUCGAGAUGGAGACGAAGAGCUCCCGCAACCGAAGCUCAUCCGGUGCAUUGCCCCCAAGCAGCUGGGACGAUGGCGAAGGUCAAUUGGGUCGAAGUGGCAGUUUCAAGAGGCUAAGUGGAGGUCUGAAGAAAAGAUUCGGAAGCAUCAAGAAGAGAUCACCCGAGUAAAGCUAUAUAGAUUUACUGUGUUGACAUGAUUUGGACAAUUGGGUGGGCAUAUACUUGCUUUUGUGGUUUCCUGGGUACUUAUGCGCUUUGGGUACGUACACAACAGGGAGGUUCAGAGCACAUCCUGAGGUUGUUCCACGAUUGGCAUCGUGUGGCGUCGCAACCUUUUCGCACCAUUUAUAUACGCACCUCCAAAAAUAUUGAUAGGCUUUUCUCCGGACUCAGAAUCCCAGUGGUUAGGCGCACUAAAAGUACCUCAGGUCCAUCUUCGAUAUCACUCAUCUAUCUAUCCGCAACUAUUCUCCGGUUCAG
Molecule: messenger RNA, 1558 nt
Organism: Exophiala xenobiotica
Lineage: Eukaryota; Fungi; Ascomycota; Eurotiomycetes; Chaetothyriales; Herpotrichiellaceae
Exons: 2
Coding region: 122-1246 (374 amino acids)
Cellular component (GO): cytoplasm
Source: RefSeq, a predicted model, not a curated record